GAAUAAAUUUUUUUGUGAAAGUUACUUAUCAUAAUUAAUAAUUUAUUUAUAUAUUUAUUAGUAUAAAUGUGAGAGAAAUGUUUGGGGGAUGGUUUCUAUUUAUGUAGUGUGUUGUAUGGACGUGGCGCUUGUUCUUCUCUCUAUCAUUUGUCGAUUGUCGUCUUCGCACGCGUUUACACGCGAAUUCCUGAAUCUGUCUCUCCUCCUGUCUGUGCGAUUGCCGAAUCCACGAUCUUGUACGUGUAUAGCAAUAGAUACGGGGAUACUCGCCGAGAAGGUGAUACGCGGAGGUUGGUAGGAUUUUUGUGGGAAAUUCGUUCCGGCUAUAGGAUUUCGAUCCUCUGCGUGUAGAAGCGAGUUCAAUUGCGAAAGGACGAUUAAACCCUCGAUCCAGCUUUGCGGGGCGAUCUCCACUGAGCUCUAUGCAGUUAUAAGUUAUAACUGCCUAUGAAGGCAGCCAGAUCAUGGAGGUGGCUGAUGAAGAAACAACACUUUCUCUCUGACUGGGGAACAUUUGCGGCAAAGAUGAGACAGCUUCCAUUUGUGGGUAUUGUCUGUGUACUGAUGUUGUUCAUCAUAUAUAGAACUGCUAUAUAUCAGUAUGAACAAACAGAGCUGGAUUCAAGAUUGGACCCUUUUUCCACAUUGAAGGACUUUGGUGUGUUGGAUUCCAAAAGUUUGGACGGAUUGCCCAGAGGCAUCAUUGAAGCAAGAUCAGACCUAGAGUUGAAGCCUUUAUGGUCAAUGAGCAGUUCCAGGUCUAAGGUGAGUGUUCAAAGCUCUAAGAAUUUGCUAGCAAUGUCUGUUGGUAUCAAGCAGAAGAGGAAUGUUAAUACUAUUGUUCAAAAGUUUCUUUCAGAAAAUUUCACAAUAAUUUUGUUUCACUAUGAUGGCCACUUGGAUGGGUGGUGGGACCUGGAAUGGAGUAAGAAAGCCAUACAUAUAGUUGCACAUAACCAAACAAAAUGGUGGUUUGCAAAACGAUUUUUGCAUCCAGCUGUUGUCUCUAUAUAUGAUUACAUCUUCCUGUGGGAUGAAGAUUUGGGGGUAGAGCAUUUCCACCCUGGCAGGUAUCUGAAUAUUGUGAAAUCAGCCGGACUUGAAAUAUCCCAGCCAGCUUUGGAUCCAAACUCAACUGGGAUACAUCACAGAAUUACAAUAAGAAGCAGAACGAAUAUAUACCACACGAGGCUGUAUGAAGUCAGAGGCAAUACCAAGUGUUCAGAUGAUAGUGAGGGGCCGCCUUGCACUGGUUUUGUGGAAGGCAUGGCUCCUGUAUUUUCAAGGUCUGCAUGGCAUUGCGCCUGGCAUUUAAUACAGAAUGAUCUUGUACAUGGAUGGGGAAUGGACAUGAAACUUGGUUACUGUGCACAGGGGGAUCGCACCAAAAAGGUGGGUGUAGUUGAUAGCGAAUAUGUAGUCCAUCAAAGCAUACAGACACUGGGUGGUGGUGCAUCUGCAAGAAAGGUUUCGAACCCUGAAGAGACCACAAAGCAGGGGCAUGGUGUUGAUGUGAGGUUAGAGAUUAGGAGGCAAUCCUCAAUAGAGUUGGAGAAAGCUCCGGUUUCAAACUCAAGACUUGCACCCCUUCCUCCAGAACCUGCCGAUUUUUACAAUCCUACGGCUCCAGUUGAUAUAUCUCUUGAUAGUACUUCGGAUUUGAAAGUGAAAGAACGAGAGUUGCAUGCCAAGGAAGCCGAAUUAAAAAGGAGGGAACAGGAAAUAAGGAGGAGAGAAGAAGCUGUUGCCCGAGCUGGUGUUGUUCUUGAAGAGAAAAAUUGGCCGCCAUUUUUUCCCAUUAUCCAUCAUGAUAUUGCUAAUGACAUACCAGUUCAUCUCCAAAAGGUGCAAUAUAUUGCUUUUGCAACAUUUCUAGGGCUUGCUUUUACGCUAUUGUGGAAUGUAGUAGCUGUGACUACGGCAUGGAUUAAACAAGGAGAUCCAAAGAUUUGGUUUCUUGCGAUUAUCUACUUCAUAUCCGGGAUCCCUGGCGCCUACGUACUCUGGUAUCGUCCCCUCUACCGUGCUUUCAGGAAAGAAAGUGCAUUCAAGUUUGGGUGGUUUUUCCUAUUUUACUUGCUGCACAUUGGCUUCUGUAUCUUUGCCGCCAUCGCGCCUCCUAUUGUUUUCAAAGGAAAAUCCCUCACGGGUAUUCUCCCGGCGGUGGAUCUCGUAGGCGACCAUGCUCUUGUCGGGAUAUUCUACUUCAUUGGGUUCGCGUUCUUCUGCGUGGAGUCGAUGCUGAGCAUUGUAGUUAUGAAGCAAGUUUACAGCUACUUCCGAGGGAGCGGUCAUGCCGCGGAAAUGAAGCGCGAGGCUGCCAGGGGAGCGGUUAGAGCAGCAAUAUAGCUGGCUAGCUAAGUUAACUACUCAUCAUCAUCAUCGAUUUUGUGUCGUGUCUUAAGGUAUAUGAAUGAAUGUACAAAAGCUUGUUAUUAUACAUGAAACCUGCCCUGCUCUUGUGUUGUUCCAUAUGUGUGUGUGGUUGGUGGUGUUGUUGCCAUUCUUUUUAUGGACCUUCUUGCAGCUUCGUGUUAGAAAUUAGAAUGUGAUUUGAGAAUUUGUUUUAGAACUUCCAAGUAUAAUAAAAUCUGUUAAAUCUCUUCGUAAGAGAA
Messenger RNA from Andrographis paniculata, 2615 nucleotides. Its product is annotated as secretory carrier-associated membrane protein 2-like. The coding region runs from base 448 to 2349 and encodes 633 amino acids. Gene Ontology annotation, cellular component: trans-Golgi network membrane; recycling endosome membrane. The transcript is spliced from 27 exons. The record is from RefSeq and is a predicted model, not a curated record. Gene Ontology annotation, biological process: protein transport. NCBI's taxonomy places the organism in Eukaryota, Viridiplantae, Streptophyta, Magnoliopsida, Lamiales, Acanthaceae.